Aspergillus candidus is the source of this 677-nucleotide messenger RNA. RefSeq lists its product as uncharacterized. The transcript has a single exon. The record is from RefSeq and is a predicted model, not a curated record. The coding region runs from base 375 to 590 and encodes 71 amino acids. NCBI's taxonomy places the organism in Eukaryota, Fungi, Ascomycota, Eurotiomycetes, Eurotiales, Aspergillaceae.
AAGAGAUCCACCGCUAAACCCCAUCCAGUCGUCUACCCCAGACUUGUCAGGGCUGGACCCAGUUUAACUUCACCAAGUGGGCUGAAUGAGCCAUUUCUUCGCCACUCAUCGUUCACAAUGAAAAUGAAAAAUUCGAAAUGGAACGAAAAAAUCUGGAAAAUAAAACACAAAACAAAAAACCAAGAAUUAUACGGUUCCGCCGAAUUCUCUCCCCUCGCUGGUUCAUACUCAUGACAUCCGCCCACUCAGCCUGCCAUAUCCUCAAAUCGCCAACCAUUCAACUAUUCAACCAGUGCCCAAAGUCUUGAAGUCCUGGCUGGAGCACGCCAUGAUCACUUGAUCCCUCUUCGAAGAGGCCGGCAGUCUCACCCCGGAUGUGGCUGGAAUCAGAUCGAACCGCAUCGAACCGCGGCUGCGAGCCAGGUACCUCUGGUUCGGUGACAGAUGGCGUAGGCGGCAAUUCUUUCGGUCCAAUUGUGCCUUUGAUCCAGCGGGAUAUGCUCACUGCUCGGCUGGCGUCGGUAAGUUGUCUCGUGGUCACGACCACUGCCACAGUAGACAAGAGAGGGGCCACAUCCGAGCCAACCUAAUUCUGGGGGAAAGAGAUGAAGUCAUCCGUGGCGUGUUGUUCGUUCUUACGCACGUGAUUACAUCCAUGACUUGGAGACCGAGACUGC